AUGGCACACCCUGGCACCGCCCAUAAAUACACCAAAGGCCUCAUCGCCUUCGAACAUGCCUCGCCUCACCCUUCGUCCUCCUACAACACCAUCCUCUGGAUAGGCGGGCUGACAGACGGCCUCCUCACCGUCCCCUACCCCUCGCUCAUCGCUGCCUCCCUCCCAUCAACCUGGUCUCUUGCCGAAGUCCUCCUUACAUCCUCCUACAGCGGUUGGGGCACCGGUAGCCUGGCGCGAGACGCGACUGAACUCGGGGAAUGCGUGGCACACUUCAAGAAAUUGAGACCGGGGAAGAAGAUUGUGCUUAUGGGGCAUUCGACAGGAUGUCAGGACAUCAUGGAGUACUUGCUUGGAAAGGGAGCAGAGGGGAGGGACAAAGUGGAUGGCGUGAUACUACAGGGUGGUGUAAGUGAUAGGGAAGCGUGGGAAGAUUAUUACAAAGAUGGACGAGAUAGGGAACAGCUCGAAAGAGCGAUUGAGACGGCGUAUGCCUUGAUACACACGGCGAAGGAGGAUGAGGUCGUGUCGCCGGAAAGCAAUCGUGUGUUUAAAGACAUGGGCGGCCCCCUCAACGCCUACCGCGCAUACUCCCUCCUCGCCAAAGGCGGCGACGACGAUUACUUCUCCAGCGACCUAUCCGACGAACACUUCGCGACUACAUUCGGCGCGAUACCAAAGACCACACCGGUGUGCUUUUUACUAGGGGCUGAGGACCCCUACGUCCCUACGAGCAUCGACCGUGCCGCCCUGCUCCAGCGCUGGACGAGGAUAAUACGGGAAGGCGGUGGUGUUGUGGAUGAUGAAGAUGGUGGUGUGAUACCGGGUGCACAUCAUAAUCUUGAUGGGGAUCCGGAGGAGGUUGUGCAGGAUCUGGUCAGGAGGGUGCUUGGGUUUGUUACGGGAUUGGACGAUAAGACUAGGUCGUGGUAUGCGUAG
Alternaria infectoria is the source of this 936-nucleotide messenger RNA. RefSeq lists its product as uncharacterized. NCBI's taxonomy places the organism in Eukaryota, Fungi, Ascomycota, Dothideomycetes, Pleosporales, Pleosporaceae. The record is from RefSeq and is a predicted model, not a curated record. The transcript has a single exon. The coding region runs from base 1 to 936 and encodes 311 amino acids.